AUGGCAACCUACAGCUACAUCCCCCCAGAAUACCAACCGACCAAAACUAUGCCCUCUACUACACUCUCCUCUGCCCCUCGAUCGCAGCAAUCCACUACCAUGGAGUCGCACAAGCCUCACAUACCCUACCGCGACACAGGCGCUGCUGGUAAGUGCAUCUACGGACAGCCGCCGUCGUGGACGUUCAAGCCGUUACCCCCGUUUCCGUUUGAGCGUGUGCAGACGCUGGAAACGGAGCCUUUUGAUGAUGAUUGCCACAGUAUGACGACGCAGACUGGUGAAGACGAUGCGCGGUUGGAGCAGAAGAGGGAGAGUAAGGUGAUCAAGGCGGUGAAGAACCUGUCUCGGAAACUCACUGCGGCUGUUUCGAAGACGUAG
Ascochyta rabiei is the source of this 378-nucleotide messenger RNA. RefSeq lists its product as uncharacterized. The transcript has a single exon. NCBI's taxonomy places the organism in Eukaryota, Fungi, Ascomycota, Dothideomycetes, Pleosporales, Didymellaceae. Bases 1 to 378 code for a protein of 125 amino acids. The record is from RefSeq and is a predicted model, not a curated record.